Molecule: messenger RNA, 2310 nt
Organism: Linum trigynum
Lineage: Eukaryota; Viridiplantae; Streptophyta; Magnoliopsida; Malpighiales; Linaceae
Source: the annotation of a GenBank genome assembly
CGGAAUCGACAAAGCAAGAAUACGAAAGCGAGAAUCGAAAACACAGACACACGAUUUACGUGGUUCACUAACACGAUGUGUGUUAGCUACGUCCACGGGCGAGAGAUAGCCAAUUUCACUAUAUCGAGGAGAUUACAGAUUACAGAGAAGUAUGAGAAGUAUUUAUAGUACUUCUCCAUGUGGGUCUAAACCUAAUCCAAUCUGGCAAAGGAAAUGGUUACAGACCAGGCCCAGAACCCGAACCCAAAGGAAAUGAUCAGCGAGACCCCCGAUUACCGGUCGUAGCGGCUGAUAAUCCGAUUCAAGUCAUAUCAACCACUGUCAUCAUCAUAAAGAACUAGAGCCCAACCUUGUGGUCUCCUCAAUUCUUUCACGGGCUUCCAGUUAGCAUAAGAAAUGCGUAGUUAAGAUGAUCCAGAACCAUAUACAACCUAAUAUUUGUACAUUCUUUCCACAGACCUACAGCAACUGCAACCAUACACGACGAAAGACCGUUGUCCUUUCCCUCCCAUCACAUAGCUCAAUCAUCCACACCCUGCUUUCAGUUUCAGGCAACAAGACAACUGAUGUCCCCUUCCCCGUCGUACUCUGCUUACCUUUGCCCUUGCGUCACCCAUGAGACUAGCACCUCAUUUUAUCACCUUCAAGAGUUGCAGGUUUCAUCACUCAGAUCCAGCACUCAAACAUCAUUCUUCUCCAUCGCUAACCCACAACAAUGGCUUCCACCACUAAAACCCAGCAACUUCACUUCCUUCUGUUCCCAUACAUGGCGCAAGGCCACAUGAUCCCCAUGGUCGACAUCGCCAAGCUCCUCGCAUCCCGCCCCGAUGUCGUCGUCACGAUCGUGACGACUCCAGUCAACGCCGCGAGAUUCAAGUCCCCGCUCGACAGGGCAAUCAACGAGCUCCGCCUCCCAAUCAGCGUCAUCUCCCUGCGGCUCCCCUGUUCUGAGGCAGGGCUCCCCGAAAACUGCGAGAAUGUCGACCUGCUCCCUUCCAUCACCUCCCUCAUCGACAUAUACCGCGCCGCGGCGUUAAUGGAGCCACAGGUGGAAACCCUCUUCGAAACCCUGAGCCCACCGCCCAGCUGCAUCAUCUCCGAUUUCUGCCUUCCUUACACGAACCGGAUAGCGAAGAAGUUCGAUGUGCCGCGGAUCAGCUUCCACGGGUUCAGCUGCUUCUGCCUCCUCUGCCUCCGUUGCGUGACUUUCCACGGGGACGAAUUCGAAGCGAUGUCCGAGCACGAAUACUUCGAGCUCCCGGGGUUUCCGGGUGGAAUCGAGAUCACCAGAGCGCAGCUCCCGUUACAGUACAAGAAUCUAGUGAGCGAUUCGACCGAGAAAGGGAAUUUGGAUGAUGUGAGCCAGGCGGAAUCGGAUGCUUACGGGUUCAUUGUGAACACGUUCGAGGAACUGGAGGCAGAGUACCUGGAAGAACUCAAGGUGGCGAAGCAGGGGAGGGUUUGGUGCGUUGGGCCCGUUUCGCUGACGAAUUGUUUCGAAUUGGAUAAAUUAGAGAGAGGGAACUCCUCCGUCUCGUCAUCCUUGUCUUCAUCAGCUCGUGUCCACCAAUGUCUGAGUUGGUUGGAUGGCAAGGAACAAAGUUCCGUGAUUUAUGUCUGCUUGGGCUCCAUAUGCAACCUCUCGUCACCACAGCUUAUGGAGCUUGCUUUGGGGCUCGAGGCGUCAGACAAGACGUUUCUGUGGGUUGUUAGGGAGAUUGAGAAGACGAAGGAGCUUUUUCAAUGGAUGGAGGAAGAGAAAUUUGAGGAGAGAGUUUCUUCGAAGGGCAUGGUGAUACGAGGAUGGGCGCCCCAGGUAAUGAUCUUAUCUCAUCGUUCGAUUGGAGGGUUCCUAACACAUUGCGGAUGGAAUUCUUCCUUAGAAGGGAUUAGUGCCGGGGUCCCACUGGUAACCUGGCCUCUAUUCGGCGAUCAGUUCUGCAACGAGAAGCUGAUUGUCGAGGUGGUGAAAAUUGGGGUGAAAGUUGGAGCAUGGCGUCCCACAUACUGGAAUGGAAACGAGACGGAAGAAGUGUUCGUGAAGAGGGAGCAAGUGGCGCGGGCAGUGAGAUUGGUGAUGGAUGGUGGAGAGGAAGGAGAAGCAAGAAGGACAAGAGCAAAAGAGCUCGCCGAGAGGGCGAAACGAGCUGUGGGAAAUGGAGGAUCUUCUCACACGAAUGUUACCACGUUGAUUGAAGAUAUCAUCAAACAUCAAGAACAGAGGAAACAGUAGGGGAGGAAUUGAAUUAGUGUUUAUUCAAAAUUUGUUGGCAGAACAAAAAGAUCAAAGAACAAAAAUGUGGGAAUCUG